Messenger RNA from Prorocentrum cordatum, 1927 nucleotides. The record is from the annotation of a GenBank genome assembly. NCBI's taxonomy places the organism in Eukaryota, Dinophyceae, Prorocentrales, Prorocentraceae.
GUGCCGGCGUCAGUCUACACGCCCAUGGCUUCGUCGUUGAAGAGGGCGGCUGGCGGCAUCGCGAAUCUCGGCAUGCCCGUGGAGCACGCGAAGAGGACGUGCAGCAACCGCUCUUUGACCGACCAGGAGCUCAGAGAGCAUUGGGAGCCAUUUGCUAAGUUCGGAAUGCUUCCCACGCCGAAGCUCGCUAUCAGUUUGGUGAGACGCCGCGCGGAGUGCCUGUGGAAAGAGCUCUUCUUGGUGAGUGACGCUUCCAAGAUCGAGGUCUUGGCCAAGCAGCUACGUGAGGUUCUGAGGGUCUGGACAGGCCCUCGCGCUACCAACCGCUUCGACACGUUCGACCCUAAGCUAAUCAGUGCAGGCGUCGCCGACGCCGAGAUGCCGGACUUCUUCGCGAAGUGCACUUUCACGAGCGGCAUCGGGCAGUGGAUGCGUGCCAGGGACGCGGACUUGGGCGAGGGAGCUGCCGUGCUGCUGCUGGACGGGAGCGCGGCGAUGAGGGCCCUUCGGAGCUUCCUGAUCAAAGUCAUCCACGAGAUUACCGGCGUCGAGAUCUUUCAGGAGUGCAGUCGUUUCGAGCAGGAGGCUUUGCGCACCACGGGCUUCGCCGCGCCUAUGCAGGCCCUUGGCCAACGCGCGUUUUCUGCAUAUGGUUGGCACUGGAAGAACCAGAGCGACAGGCUGAAGGCGAUCGGCAAGAUCUCGAAGCCAUCCACUCAGGUUACCGGGGCCGUCAUCAAGGAUCUCAAGGCAAUGUGCGACAAGAUCCUUAAUUGGGAGCAGCAGGUGAAUGGCCAGAUCUGCAUGGCGCUGCGCGCUGGCCUCAUCAAGAAGGCUUCGUUGAUGGCCGAAGACCUGCUGAAGUCAAAGAGGAGGAAGCUCGAGCAGAAGGACUCUAACACGGAGGAACACGAGAGGACCGUCUUCAUGCAUGGCACGAAAGACUUCUUCAAUCAGUUGCACAACCCCGACCCGUUCAACGAAGAGAUCGCGAAGUGGGCCAGCAAGCUCUCCGACUCCUUGCAGGACGUGGACAAGGGCGCGAAGAUGUCGAUGGUAUCCGGGGCCAUCGCGGCUAGGACGCCCGCUUUGGCAGAGCACGCCCAGAGGCUGCGUGGCGCGAUCGGGGCUUGCAAGCCAUGCGCCUUGCCUGAGCAGAUCGAGAAUGAACCCUACAAGCUGUUGCAGAGCAUUGCGGCUGACGCGGCGGAGAAGCUCAGCUUCGGCAGUGGCGGCGCGUCUCACAUCUACGACGCGAUCGAGAUGCUCGCAGAAAUUUCCCCGAAGGGCUGCAAACGCGACUGCGGGAAGUUCAGCGCAUAUCUGAAGUCGGCAUGGAGGCUACAGUGCGUGACGGUGACCGCGGAGGCGAAGCUGGCCGAUUGCGACGGCAACCGCGCCGACUUGGACAAGCUGGCGAGGGAGUUGAGCCAGGCAGUUCAGCGUGCGACGGAGAAGUGCAUGCCGCGCAUGCCCACUGCCCUGGCGGAUAUGUUCUGCAGCGCCCUCAACGCGCGCGUGGAGAGCUCGCGUGCCAAGGCGGAGGCGCUGGUCGUGGAGAUCGGAUCGCAGGUGCGCGAGUAUUUCCACAACGGGCGCGGCGCUUCGCGGGGCCAAGCGCGGGGUGACACGGCGGACACUCUCCAGUCGGAGUACGCGGCGCUCUUGCAGAAGACGGUCGGCUUCUCGCUUCCACCGAAAGCUGACGUCGACGCGACGGCCCCUGAGUUGAUCCGCGCGGCCCGCGUGCUGACGCUCGAGCACUCCUUCAUCAGCCGCUUCACCAACGAGGCUACGAAGCGUGACGAGAUUGUGGUGCGGAACGAGAUGAGGGACACCCAGUCCUCCCUCAAGGAAUGGUCGCUGGCGCCAGAGGGCGCCCCCGCUGCGCUGGUGGCGCGUUGCCGCGCGGACCUGCGCGUGCAAU